Messenger RNA from Phaethon lepturus (White-tailed tropicbird), 5828 nucleotides. RefSeq names its product kinase non-catalytic C-lobe domain (KIND) containing 1 (gene KNDC1). The record is from RefSeq and is a predicted model, not a curated record. The annotation marks the transcript as partial. Gene Ontology annotation, molecular function: guanyl-nucleotide exchange factor activity. The transcript has 29 exons. Gene Ontology annotation, biological process: small GTPase-mediated signal transduction. NCBI's taxonomy places the organism in Eukaryota, Metazoa, Chordata, Aves, Phaethontiformes, Phaethontidae.
GAGAAUGUGUCCCUUGCUGAUAUUUUGUCACUGCGGGAUAGCUGUCUUACAGAGCAAGAUAUUUGGGCAAUUUGCCUGGAGUGUUGCCAUUCUUUGAAGAGCAUUGCCCAUUCUGCAAUCUUCCAGACACUCUGCAUCACUCCUGACACUUUGGCUUUUAACACCAAUGGCAAUGUAUGCUUCAUGGAACAGCUCAGUGAUGAUCCAGAGGGUGCCUUUGUUCCACCAGAAUUUGAUGUCACCGGUAACACUUUUGAGGCACACAUCUAUUCUUUGGGUGCAACACUGAAAGCAGCAAUAGAAUAUAUAUUAGAACCUGAGACAGAAUCAGAAUUUGGGCAAGAUCUGCAUACUCUACUGGAACAAAUGCAAGAAGAGAAUCCUGAAAAUAGGCCAGAUAUUGAGAGCAUUUUGUCAUUAUGUGAAGAAAAACUGAAGAUUGCUUCAUCAAGUAAUAUUUGUCGAAGCCUGUCUGCUGUUGGAAGAAGGGUUCUUUCAAUUGAAUCAUUUGGUGCUUCUCAAGAUGUCUGUGAUAACAUGUGGAAGGGAAGAAUGUGUCAGAGAAGUUUGGGAUCUAAAUUAUAUUCAAAUGAGAAAAACAACAUAGCAGGUGAUUCGACUGCAGUGGAAGAUGUGACAGCUACCUGUCAUAAGGACUUUUCUGUAGUUACUAUGGUGACUGGCAGAGAAUAUGGUUUAAAGGAAAUGCAAAUUGAUCUGGAUAAUGAGAAAACUCAACAUUCUCAACUUGCAACUCAAGCUAAAAAGAGCAAAGAAGAGGACAAACAUGCAGUGUAUACUGACAGUUUUGCUAGUGUUGCUUUGGAUAUAAGAUCAUGUGUUACUGACCUGGAGAGAGAUGGCAUUUUUAAGAAAGGUUCUUUGAGAAAAAUUAAAACCUUUCCAAAGCUACCGCUUGAACCUGCAGAUACAAGUAACUUUUUUACUUCUGUAACUGACAGUGGACCACUAGCUAGGAAAAAUCACUAUCUAACAAAAGAGUCACCACCUCUAGACAAUAAUAAUGAGGUUGCUUUUUCAAAGGGAAAUCUUAAUUCAUAUGCUAUUAGUAGUCCACCAAAAAUAGAACCAAAGAAUUGCCAGGUUAAUGAUCUUCAUUUAGAAGCUCCAUGUGUAUGCACACAGGUGUCUGGCAUGAAUCUAGAAGAGCAUAUGUCACUUAUUAAUGGUAAAAAGAUAGGUUUUGCUUCAUCUGAUCACAAAGAAGACUGUUCUGAUGCUACCUCUGAAAUGGCAAAUACAGCUGGUAUGCUAAAAGGCCCAAAUAAAUCGAUUGCUGGAGCAGAAAUGCUAGACAAUUACAUGGCGUUGGAAGACUCUUCUGAAACUUUUCAAGGGUCAAAUGAAAAUUCGUUACCACAUUUUAACAAGACGACUUCAGUGUUAACGGCAAAACCCAGUGGGAACAGAUAUGGAUCAAACCUAAUUAGGUCUCCAGAAUUAAGCAACGGUGCUAUGAGCGCAAACAAUAAUGAAGAUAAUCUUUGUGGAGGCAGAGGGUCAGAAAUCAAAAGUAAUGAGCAGUGGCGCUCUCUAAAACUCCUCUUGUCGUGGUAUGGUAAACCUCUGAAAGACUAUGAACUCUGGGCAUUAUGUCACGAGUGUUUAAGUACUUUGCAGACUUGCAUAGAUUAUCCAGUGGUCUUAUGUUUGGACUCCGUGCUGAUUGACUGCCAUGGAAGUAUCCUCUUUGCUGCUUCAAAAGCUGAAGAAUCUUGUGAUACAUUUUAUUUAGCUCCUGAAAUUCACGAAGAGGAUGUGGAUACUGAGAAGGUCUGCAUUUAUGGUGUUGCUGCGGUUCUGUGGAUGGCUGCAAAAUACAGUGUUCCACCGAGUCACAAACUAGCAUUGCCAAGAAAAUUAAAAAAACUUCUUCUGGAUAUGGCAAGAAAAAACCCUGAAGACAGACCUUCUCUAGCUGAUGCAAUUAAGACAUGCAAUUGUUAUUUACUUGAACAAGGUAUAAACAGCAAAAAUAUUUUGGCAUUGUUGAAUAAAUCUGUCUUUAAGGCUGUUGAGGAAGAAGUAAUUUCUUCUCAAGAUCAUGUUGCUUUUGAAUUUAAAAAUGAAAGCCAUGAAAUGGACCCUUCAGAGUCAAGUCUAGGAUUUGUGCCUAUUACCAGUGAAGGUAAACUUGUAGCAGUUAAAGGACCAGUACCAUGCCAGAUUUCUCUAAAUCGUGAGAAGGCUACAUUACCUGUUGCAUUCACCUCUCCCGCAACUCACUUUAAGCCUAUUAUUCUGCAACAAAAUGCAAAUAUAACAAAAGAGGUUCACACAUCAGUUUCUGAGCAAUUCAAGAAAGAAACAAGAAAAGAAAAACGUAUUAACCACAAAAACUCAGAAUAUAUAGAAGACUCUAAAAGCUAUGGUACUGAGGACACAGAUGUUGUUGAAACUGUGCCUGAAAUACUUGAGUGUGAUUUACAAGUUCCAGGCCACUCAUCCCAGAUAUCUUCAGAAGAGCAAAAGUCAAGCAAUACGUUUACUUCUAUAGUUACAUUACCAUCACCUUCUGAUUCCUCAUAUAUUCUACAGGAAAAGAGCAUUUUGUCUGAAGUUCCUUCAAACUCCUUUGCUUGCCCUACAUCUCCUAAUUUUCUUCAUAUAAAUAACAUCAUUCUCAAACAGGACUCAGAGAAAAGAGUUUUGACGUUUGUGCCAGUACAUUUAGCUGUAUCAGAGCAAAUACCAAAUAAGCCUCUUCGUUCAAGAAUUGCUUAUGACUGCUAUCAUAGUUUGCCGGUGCUACUUUCCAGUACUAUUGCAAGUCAGAAAAUGAGCACGCAAGCAGAAAAUGAUGUCUCCCUUUGCAAAGUGCAAAACUGUGAAACUACUAGUACACAGAACAAGUUUGAUAAAAGUGACCCAGUUAUUCAAACCAACUGCCAAGAAAUUGAGUGUGCUACCAGAGUAGACAGUAUUUCCACUGAACAAGAAUACACACCGUGUACCUCGGUGAAUCAAGACAAUUCUCAUCUCUCUGAUGUUGAAGUCCUGCCCCAGCAGAACAGCAAAAGUGACACUUUACUACAGAAAGUGGUUCAUCUUGUACAAGAGGAGUUUGCAUUUGAUGGCUAUCUAGAGAAUGGAGUUGAAGAUUUUGAUAUGGGUAACUUCAUUUUAAACUUAAAGCAAAUUAAGUUUGGUAUGUUUUCUCAUACAAUUCGUGAGAAGUUUUGUGACCUCUACUGGGAUGAAAAAUUACUGGAAAAACUUUAUCAGGUAGUAAAUGAAGAAAGACCUUCACAUUUGUGCAUAACUGAGGCAGAUGAUUCAAAGUGUGGCACAGUAUUUCAAGAUCUGAAGAAAUCUGAUAGCUUUUUGGCAAGCAGUGAUCAGACAGAGGGAGAAGGGGAAACAACCUUUGAUGUGAAGGCUGAGCCUAUGAUAAAUACAUCAUUAGCUGAAAUGGAUUUUGAUGAGUCACCUUCGGAUAAUUUCAAAAAAGAAUUGAGGCUGCAGAAUAUUAUCCCUGUAGAAAAAAAGGGGCAAUGUUUACAAAGCAACGGCUGUUGUAUUGGUCCAGGCUUUACAGAAGAAAAUAUAGAGCCAGAGGAAGAGACCAUAAUAAAGAUAGCUGGAAACAGCUACCUUGUGUCUCCAAAUCUACCUGACUUUCAUAGCUGUAGUCCUGGUUGGAGCAGUGCAUUUUAUGGAGCUGAAUGUUUUGAUUCAGAAGUUCAUAGUUACAUGAAAAACCUUGGAAAGCAGAAAUCAAGUGAGUCACAAAAUAUAGAUGCUAAAAAAGUGGAACUAGAACAAUUGCUAAUGAUGGAGACAAAAAAUUACAGAAAGACCAUAAACUUUUACCAGAAACUAUUGCAGAAAGAAAGAAGAAACAAAGGUCCUGAAACUAAAUCCAUGUUGCUCAAAUUGAGAGGACAGCUACAGGAGAUGAAAUCAAAAGUGCAGUUUCUUGAACUGGUGAAGAAAUAUGUGCAGAUCAUGUAUGCAGAGCAGUGGGGUGUGGAAUCCUGUGUGCUGCCGACAGUCCUCCACAACGGCAGAACUGACACUGUGGGAGUGGCACCUGCAGAUGAGUCGUCAUUACUUCUUUACUACAACACAGAGAAACACCAGUGUAAUAAUCAAAAUGGAGUAAGAGUCCUGCAGGCUGGUACACCACUUGGUUUAAUGGCUUAUUUAUAUUCUAGAAAUGCAUUUUUAGAAGGUUAUGUACAGCAGUUUCUCUACACAUUUCGCUAUUUCUGCACACAAGAAGAAUUUUUGCAGUUUAUUCUUGAGAGAAUCAGCAGCACUUUAUCCAGUGCGAGCCUGGAUCCUUCCACAUCACUUACCAAAAUAUGUAACCGCAGUUUCUACAUCCUGCAGGCUUGGAUUGAAGACUGCUACAGUGUAGACUUUGCAACAAAUACUGAUCUUUUGUGUACCCUAAAAGAAUUUAUUUCUUCCAAGGUUGCUCCAUUAAAUGGCUAUGGUGAGCGCUUGUUGUCAUUACUUGAGGAUGCUUCUGCCAGGAAAAGUGGCAGUGCACAUCAGUGCUCCAGCAUGGCUGAAUGUGAAGAGGAGGGCGAGGAGGACAGAAAAACAUUACGUUCUCUAUGUAAAAAGCUCUCAGAAGAUGUUUCCAGAAAGAACUUUAACUGGAAACUUUCCAAAGGUAUGGGACCAAUUGCACAAUAUCAGAGAGAGCGACUGUGCACUAUUUCAUCACUUUUGCCAAAGCCGUGCUAUAACAGUUUUACAGAAGAAUUCCCAGUCUCCUUUGCUAAAGCAGAUGAAGUGGGACCGUAUCUCUUAAUAGAACACAGUGUGCAACAGCUUUGUUGUCAGCUGACAUUACUGCAACAGGAAGUAUUUCAUAAAUGUCAUCCAGUACACUUUUUAAAUUCAAGAGCACUUGGUGUUAAAGACAAAAGUGUUGCUGUCCAAAAAGCUGUUUCUACCGAGGCAGUUUCACUUAAAGUCUGUAAUCUGUUUCUGUCAAAGUGCAUACAAGACCAGUACCUUCUACAAUUAUUAAGAAAUGCAGACAGUAUCAGCACUUGGGUUGCUGCUGAAAUUGUGACAUGUCACACGUCUAAGCUGCAGGUGAGCUUGUUAUCAAAAUUUCUUCUUAUAGCAAAAUGCUGCUAUGAACAAAGAAAUUUUGCUACUGCAAUGCAAAUCCUAGCAGGCUUGGAAAAUCUUAUUGUCCGACAGUUACCAGCCUGGAAAAUUUUACCUGCAAAAGUAGCUGAAAUAAUGGAGGAACUCAAGGCUGUUGAGGUGUUUUUAAAAAGUGACAGCUUAUGCUUGAUGGAAGGAGAAAGAUUCAAGACACUCCCAACAAUUCCAUCAGCCCAUGUUUUGGCUAUGCAUGUCCAACAACUUGAAACCGGAGGAUUCACAAUGACAAAUGGAGCUCACAAGUGGACUAAACUUAGAAAUAUUGCAAAAGUUGUGAGCCAAGUUCAUGCGUUUCAAGAGAAUCCUUAUACAUAUACACCAGAUUUCAAGCUGCAGUCUUACCUCAGACAAAGAAUAACUCGUUUUAAAGAUGCAGACAUUUCUGCCUUGGCAGCUGACAACUGUGCCAACUUCCAUCAGAUACCAGCAGAAAAACAUUCUCGAAAAAUUCAGGACACGCUGCGCAGAAUGAAGGCAACAUUUCAGUAAUUGUUUACAUUUCAUCUGUUCUAUUCCAAGUGCAGAUUGUAAAACUGGAUUAAGUUGACUUCAUCUCCUGGACCAAUUCCCAAGCAAAUACUUAAGUGACUUAAAAUGCUAUCUCAAGUUGAAAUUACUAUAUUUCUUAACAUGGAAUUAGAAAAUGCUGACUAAUGAGAUUUGAUUCCCUGGCA